Fonsecaea multimorphosa CBS 102226 is the source of this 1437-nucleotide messenger RNA. RefSeq lists its product as uncharacterized. Lineage: Eukaryota; Fungi; Ascomycota; Eurotiomycetes; Chaetothyriales; Herpotrichiellaceae. Bases 1 to 1437 code for a protein of 478 amino acids. Gene Ontology annotation, molecular function: ubiquitin protein ligase activity; protein binding. The record is from RefSeq and is a predicted model, not a curated record. The transcript is spliced from 5 exons. Gene Ontology annotation, cellular component: U2-type catalytic step 1 spliceosome; cytoplasm; Prp19 complex. Gene Ontology annotation, biological process: protein ubiquitination; mRNA splicing, via spliceosome; DNA repair.
AUGCUGUGCGCAAUCUCGGGAGAGGCGCCCCAGAUUCCGGUGGCCUCACGCAAGAGUGGUAAUGUCUACGAAAAGCGCCUGAUCGAAGCGUAUAUCAGCGAGAAUGGCACAGAGCCCACAACUGGAGAGAGCCUGUCCGUCGAAGACCUUAUCGACCUCAAGAGUCCCAAUGUCGUCUAUCCACGACCUCCACAGAUGACCUCCAUUCCUGCUAUGCUCUCCUUCUUCCAGAACGAAUGGGACGCUUUGGCGCUUCAGACCUACACUUUACAACAGAAUCUUCACCAGGCUCGGCAAGAGCUUAGUACUGCGCUGUAUGAAAAUGAUGCGGCGGUACGGGUCAUUGCACAGCUUACAAAAGAGAGGGAUGAGGCACGAGCAACAUUGGCACAGAUAAAUAUCAGUGGUGCGGCCCAAGCCAGCACGAAUGGUGAUGCCAUGCAAGUGGACAGCGCCCCAUUACCACAACAUGUCGUGGAGAAGAUCGAAAACGUACAACAGAGUUUGUCGAAGACCCGGCGAAAACGACCAGUGCCAGAAGAAUGGGCCACCUCAGACUCAAUAUCAGCUUACACGUCGAGGUCAACCUCGAAACCAUUGUUUCCUGGUGGACGGGUGCUCGCCGUGCACGAGAAAGGAGAUCUGGUCCUAGUCGCAGGCACCAAAGCGGGAGUCUACUCGCUGUCAGAGAACACGGUAUCAUAUACGCUUGACUUCAACCAAGGAGAGGCCACAAAUGGUCUCUGGGCUCAUGACAGGGCGGUUGUUGCAACGUCAGCAGGUGCAGUCAAGGUGUUUGAAGGGGACCGAGAAGUCUCGUCCUUCUCAAUCCACGCGGGACCGGCCAACGGAGUGGCUUUACAUCCCAGUGGCACCAUUCUGGCUUCAGUCGGGGAAGACAAGACGUAUAUUCUCUAUGACCUUGAAUCCAGCCGUGUCCUCACCCAGGUCCCGAGUAACUCAGGUUUACGCUGUGCUCAAUUCCACCCUGACGGACACUUGUUGGCGGCUGGUGGCGUCGAUGGGCAAAUCAAGAUAUUCGAUGUGAAGUCGGGUGCGGAAGCGGCGACGUUUGAUCUUGGAGGCCCAGUGCGAUGUAUCUUCUUCUCCGAAAACGGCAUAUGGUUGGCGGGCGUGACAGAGAAGUCGUCGACAAUCUCCAUCUGGGACCUGAGGAAAGCGACCGAAAUCACGACCAUUGAGACGGGCAGCCAGAUCGAAUCCAUCAGCUGGGACUACACUGGGCAAUUCUUGGGGGUGGCAGGACAAGACGGAGUUACAGUGGAACAUUAUUCCAAGGCAUCAAAGGAAUGGUCAGAGAUUCUGAAGCGAGGGACCCCGGCGACACGAAUCGCAUGGGGUCAAGAUGCUCAGAGACUAAUCACCCUCAAUGAGGAAGGGGUGAUCACGACCCUGGCGGCUGCAACAGAGGGAUAG